GGAGGAGCGGGAGGGGCACGAGCUGCACUGCGUCCACCGGCCGGGUCAGUGGACAGAGCGGGCGGUCCAACAGUGUGUGGACGGUACUGAGCUCUGUCCACCGGAGCCGACCACGGCGGAGGCGGCGAAUAUCAGAUGGAGAUGACAGAUGUGCGUGAAGACCUGGCCGCCCUUCGCCGGGAGGUGGCCUCCCUUCGCGAGGAGGUGGCCAAAGUCCAGGGGGAGAACGCCGCACCACACGGUGCGGUGGUCCUCCUGGAGCAAGCACUGGUUGAAGAGCGGACCACUCGCCAGACCGUGGUGGAGGAUCGCUACGGUUUGGCGUGUGGCGUGGUUCUACUCGGUUUGGCGUGUUUCUACUGGGUCCGCCGGCGAGCGGCGCCAUCCGGCCGUUCCCAGAGAGCUAGAAAAAUGGCCAAUGACGUCACGGUACAGACGGAGCCCCAGCCAUCGGCAGUCAGUGACGUCAUAGUACAGACGGAGCCGCAGCCAUCGGCAACUUGUGACGUCACAGUACAGACGGAGCCCCAGCCAUCGGUCGCCAGUCUAUUCAACACGCUUCAGGAGUCGCUCGGCCUUGUAACCAUGACGACGUUCGACGCUCCGUCAGCCCUUGGCGAGGAUCAGCUGACGGCGCUCCUGCAGAGUCUUCCUCGCUUGGAGGAGCUGACCGUCAGGGUCCCGUCCUUCGGAACGGGGCGGUGGCUGCGGCUGCUGCCGACGUCACUGAGGACGCUAUACGUUGCCGGGCCGGAGGUGACGGAGCCGAGGUGGCCGGGACAGUACGGGAGUGGUCUGUCGGUAUCUCUCCAGGGGGUGGCUGCCGACACCAUCAGUCACCUGGCCACGGAGCUGGGGUCACGGAUUACCCUACUAGUCACGGAUGCACAAGUUACUACUAUUCCAAGUCAACUUCGUGGUGCCAUCAUCAGGGUGGGCCCAAACACUAUCAUCCUUCCGGCCGGAGUCGGUGACAGCGAGCUGACGGAGCUGCAGAUCUCACGGGAGACUGUGGAGCGGCUGUCAGUCACCGCCACCGACCUCCCGCGACUGAGUUGGCAGCUGCCGAAGUGUCUCAGGUGCCUCAAUGUCAGAGGGCCGGAGGUGACGGAGCCGAGGUGUCGGAGAGUAUGA
Amphibalanus amphitrite is the source of this 1134-nucleotide messenger RNA. RefSeq lists its product as uncharacterized. The record is from RefSeq and is a predicted model, not a curated record. The transcript is spliced from 7 exons. Bases 136 to 1134 code for a protein of 332 amino acids. Lineage: Eukaryota; Metazoa; Arthropoda; Thecostraca; Balanomorpha; Balanidae.